Triplophysa dalaica is the source of this 3118-nucleotide messenger RNA. RefSeq names its product arf-GAP with dual PH domain-containing protein 1. Lineage: Eukaryota; Metazoa; Chordata; Actinopteri; Cypriniformes; Nemacheilidae. Bases 282 to 1409 code for a protein of 375 amino acids. Gene Ontology annotation, biological process: positive regulation of GTPase activity. The transcript is spliced from 11 exons. Gene Ontology annotation, cellular component: plasma membrane; intracellular membrane-bounded organelle. Gene Ontology annotation, molecular function: GTPase activator activity; phosphatidylinositol bisphosphate binding. The record is from RefSeq and is a predicted model, not a curated record.
UCAAUUCUCUAGAGUGAAAGAAAAGGAUCUCUCUCUCUCCACCGCCAGAACCUUAAGCGCAUAGACAAAGAGGAAGAGAAAGACAUUUUAAUUCUAACAAUUCACAUUCCUGUACUAUUUGGAUCUAAACAACCCCAUACCAGACUUGCUUUGAAUCAUUUUGCGGCGAUUUUGAUUGAAAUCCUUAACGCGAUCAUCGCUGUCCCAUUCAUCAACCUGCUCGCUAUAGAUAAACCCUGCGGAGACAUAUCGAUCCCUUCCUCCGGUUCUGAAGACGAGUCAUGGCGAAAGAGAGGAACAGCUGCGUGCUGCGCGAUCUCCGGCAGCGGCCCGGCAAUGACAUCUGUGCGGACUGCGGUGCUGCAGAGCCAGAUUGGGUGUCUGUGACUCUGGGUGUGUUUGUGUGUCAGGGAUGCUCUCUCAUCCACAGAAGUAUCCCCAGCCUCAACCAGGUGAAAUCUGUACUCCAGGACACCUUUGAUGAUAAAGAAACAGAGUUCAUUGCCUCUAUGGGGAACGAUGCAGCAAAGGCAAAGUACGAACAGCAAGUUCCAGCGUUUUAUUGCCGGCCCUCCCACACAGACUGCAGAAUAUUAAGGGAGCAGUGGAUCAUAGGCAAAUAUGAGAGACAGGAGUUUAUACACAUCGAGAAACAAGAGCCUUAUUCAGCAGGGUACAGAGAGGGGUUUCUAUGGAAACGUGGUCGAGACAACGGGCAGUUCCUCAGUCGCAAGUUCAUUCUGUCUGAGAGAGAUGGAGCGCUCAAGUACUUCAACAAGCAGGAUGGGAAAGAACCAAAGGCAACAAUGAGGAUUGAAACUCUAAAUGCUACUUUCCAGCCAGCUAAAAUCGGCAACCCCUUUGGUCUUCAGAUCACAUAUCUCAGAGACAACAGCACAAGAAAUAUCUUUGUGUACCAUGAAGACAGUAAGGAAAUGGUGGACUGGUUCACUGCAAUCCGGGCAGCACGGUUUCAUUACCAAAAGGUGGCAUUUCCUGGAGCUAAUGAUGAGGACCUGGUACCAAGACUUACACGAAACUUCAUGAAGGAAGGUUACAUGGAGAAAACCGGUCCAAGGCAUACAGAAGGCUUUAAGAAAAGAUGGUUUACUAUGGAUGAUAGGAGGCUAAUGUAUUUUAAAGAUCCCUUGGAUGCAUAUGCACGUGGAGAAGUUUUCAUUGGCAGCAAGGAGAACAGCUACACAGUCGUACCCGGUCUACCGCCCUCCAUCCAAGGCUACCAUUGGAAGUAUGGCAUCACCAUUGAAACACCAGACAGGAAAUUUCUGUUUGCAUGUGAAACAGAGGCGGAGCAAAAGGACUGGAUCGCUGCCCUACAGAGAGUCGUCAACCGACCCAUGAUGCCACAGGAAUACGCAGUUGAGGCUCAUUUUAAGCACAAGCCUUGAUGCCGGCUGUAGACUCGCCUACAUGGACGAUACAAACAAUUCUGUCUAAUGAGUCUACUGGACACAUGGAAUAUGGGGUUUGGGGUGAGAUCCGGACAAAGCAAGUCUCAACACGAACAAAGGAAUGGCUCCCUUCUUACCUUUAUUUAGUACUUAUUCACUGAACUGUUGAAAGCGUCUUUGUGUCAACAGAGUGAUUACACCGAGGAUCAAUUAUCAUGAAUGUACCUUCGUAAGUGUGAAAAACAAAGCAGACAUACAGUACUGAGUGCUGUUAGCCAAGCUACUGUAUAAAUAUGGCAUGUGAAUGUUAUUCAUCCCUCUUUCACGUAACCUUUAAUCUCAAACUCAAACCGCAGGUACUGUUUUGCAAAACUCCACAGAGCUGUUGUAUUAUUUUCCCAAUAACUGACCGAUUAAGGACUAAUGUUAUUUAUUGGAAGUACUGUAUUGUACUGUAUAUCCAAGCGAAUGCUGCUGUGAAGUAUAGUGGAAUCCUCAGAUGCUACGCAAAGUGUGUUUUGUUGAAUAACCCUAAUGUUAUUUCUGUUUACAUGCAGUUAAAGGGGGUUUGGGAUCUGGUGCUGAGUAAACUAAUUAAUAUUCAUAUUGUGUUAGUUGUCAUUUUAACUAGGAGAGAAAAUCAUGUCAGAAACCUAGAGCUUUGAAAGGUAGGCUAUACAUUCAUAUUUAUGGCAAUGAUGGUAGUUCUGGGCUCGAGUCAUCUUUAUCCACUAGGUGGCAGUAUAUAAUAGUUUUCGUUUCAGAUGCAUCUUUUUAUGCAAAAUGAGUUAAUAUCUGUGAUUGCUUGAAAUAUCGGCCAAUAUUUGGCCAUUUUGAGAUUAUUAGCAUUGGCCAAUAACCACAUCCUCCACAGAGCCAUCAGCAACUAGGCUCUAUAGAUCCCCGUAUGAACAUCAUUCAUUUUGUAACAGCAGACUGCUAGUAGCAGCUAUUUAAAGAAUGGAUAAGAAGAUUAACUUUAUAUUCAUCCUAAAUGUUUUAAUCGCAAGUUCCAGUUACAACAAUCUCAUACUGACAUUUUCUCCAUGUCUUUGUUUUUGGAAGAUUCUAUGUGUGGAAACAGUUUCUUACAAUUUCACUUACAGUACAUAACUGUGGCUCUUCUUUUCAGGUUAAGAUGUUUAUGGAUUUUGUCUUGUUUAAAAUAGGAGUUUGUGAAUUUCUACAACCAAAAAGUUGCACCAUGACAUAAAUAAGUUUUUAUAAGUGUUAUUUUUAUAACGCUGUAUCUGGUUGGAGAUACUUUUGCAUUAAUUUAAUUUUGAGGCGCAGAAUACAAAAGAUAUUUUGAAGAAUGUUGGUAACCAAAUUACAUUGGUCCCUCAUUGAAGUCCAUUGUAUGGACACAAAUCCACAUUUCUCAAAAUAUAUUUUCAUAGAAGAGUCAUAAUAUGGCUUUUGAAUGACAUAAGGGUGAAUAAAUCAUGUCAGAUUUUAUACUUUUAGUCGAACUAUCACUUAAAAAUGAAAACAUGAGUUUUUACUUGACAUUUUUAUGACCAGUUUAUUUGUUGCACUAAGCUUACCUGUGCAGAAAUCUGUGCAAAUAUUAAAGUAACUGUGUAUAAUGCAACAUAAUACAUUUUAUUUAAUUGCAUAAUGUUCAUGUUUACAAAAUGCUUAUUAUAGUACACAUAUGUUAAUGUACCAAGACCAACAGCACUAAACGUAUCUAAAAAACACCA